Molecule: messenger RNA, 3061 nt
Organism: Oncorhynchus tshawytscha (Chinook salmon)
Lineage: Eukaryota; Metazoa; Chordata; Actinopteri; Salmoniformes; Salmonidae
Product: proteolipid protein 1a
Exons: 7
Coding region: 313-1050 (245 amino acids)
Biological process (GO): central nervous system myelination; axon development
Cellular component (GO): plasma membrane; myelin sheath
Molecular function (GO): structural constituent of myelin sheath
Source: RefSeq, a predicted model, not a curated record
AACGGCGAGAGAAGUUGACCUUCAUUAUCCUCAGUCUUGAACCCGGCCAGUUCUAGUGCGGACCCCUAGUUCAUUGAAAAGCGACAUUGUUUCUUUAAGAUUCGACUUUCAGCCAUCAGCGGGUCUGUCUGUUCAUUGUUGGAGAGAGAGAGAGAGAGAGAGAGAGAGAGAGAGAGAGAGAGAAAGAAAGAGACAGCGAGUUGAGAUUGAUAUACGGGUGCUGAGGACAAGUCGUGCAUAAUAUCAUCGAGCAGCUGGGGUGGAAAGUAGCACAGAACCCCGGUAUUGAGCACACAUCCUACCAGAGACAACAUGGGUUGUUAUGACUGCUGUAUGAAGUGCCUGGGAGGGGUACCAUAUUGCUCCCUGGUGGCCACUCUGCUGUGUUUCUCUGGGAUCGCUCUGUUCUGUGGCUGUGGUCACCAGGCCCUCACUGAGACGGAGAGACUCAUCGAGACAUACUUCGCCCGUAACCUACAGGACUACAUUACCCUGGCCUACCUUAUCCAGUACUUCCAGUAUGUUAUCUAUGGCUUGGCUUCAUUCUUCUUCCUCUACUGCAUCGUACUGCUGGCGGAGGGAUUCUACACCACCAGCGCCGCCAAGCAGUCCUUCGGAGAGUUCAGGAGCACCCUGUGUGGACGAUGUCUUAGUAGCACGUUUAUAUUGAUAACGUACCUUCUGGCAGUGGUGUGGCUGUUGGUGUUUGCCUUCUCUGCCUUGCCUGUCUAUUUCUUCUACAACAUGGACGCUACCUGCCACACCAUCACCGUCCUGACUGAGACCCCAGCUAGCAUCAACCAGCUCUGUAUCGACGCCAGGCAGUACGGGCUCUUACCAUGGAAUGCGUUGCCAGGCAAAGCUUGUGGAAUGACACUGUCCACUGUCUGCAAAACCAGAGAGUUCCGUGUGACCUACGACCUGUACAUCGCAGCGUUUGCCGGGGCUGGCAUCACACUGUUGGCUCUGCUCACCUACAUGGUGUCCACCACCUAUAACUUUGCGGUGCUGCGGUACCUGGGGAGAAAGGGCAUAGGCACACGGUGUUAAGACUCUCCACUUCUUGUCUCCCGAUCCGACACAGAGACACCCAGAGGGGACACUAUGACUCCCUAACACCCCUCUGCCUAUCCUCAACACCACCGGUGGAGUUGAUUCUUUGAACUUGAGUGAUUGAUUCUUUGAACGAUUCCUAUUCCUUCACGACCCCAACCUUUCCAUGUACUGUGUCUUCGUAGCACCAUGGGUGGUUUGGUCGAAACCCAGACGUAUACUACCUUAGUCUACUGCUUUGUCACACUGUUCUUCUCCUGUUAUAUUUACUUUGCUCUGAAGCUGUCUUCUUCAAGUUAGAAGUUUUCUGUAUUUUUGUUUUUCUCCAUGUGUAUUUUAUCAUGGGUUCGUAAAGUAAUGUUCCUCAUAUACUGCAGUUAGUGUGCCUGACGUAUACUUCAUGUUUUCUUCACUUUUUAAAACGUAAAUCACAUGUAAAAACCUACCUAGUAAUAUAACAAAGAUCAUUUUAUUUGACAAAAGUAUUCAGUUAUAAAUGUCCCACUGACUCUCGUGGUUAGGGACUACUUGGUUAGGGACUACUUGGUUAGGGACUACUUGGUUAGGGACUACUUUGGGAUUAUAAUCGGUUACCAUGGGUACAGUCCCUCACAUCUGGUUGCCAUGGUGCCAGACAUGUGUGCGUUUGCAGUUCUUCUCUCUGACCUCAGGGCCUUUUCUCACGGGAGGCAGAAAGGCCUCAACAAUGGAGGCCGCCCCCCUUAGGACUUCUUAGAAAACUAACCAAUCAGAGGGGGUUCCUAGGGUCUACCUGCCCCGGCUCCCGGGUAGGGGGUGGGCGGGAGGUCUGUGUGACAAGACCCCUUUGUUACUAUAGGGACCGUGGUCUAUGGCAAGGGUCAGAUUGUAUGUCAUAGGGAGAGGGUCUCAUGACAAAGACAGGAGAAAGGCUGAAGGCUUCCCUCAAAGGCCUGAAUACAACCCUGCUGUGACGAACGCACUGCUGCACGACAUCCCAUCUGUUGGAGGUGAUGGAUCCUGUGAAGGGACUUGGAAAGAAAAGGGUUAACAUUUUGUUUGAAUGAACGGGAUAUCUCUGAGAGAAAAGGGUUAACAUUUUGUUUGAAUGAACGGGAUAUCUCUGAGAGAAAAGGGUUAACAUUUUGUUUGAAUGAACGGGAUAUCUCUGAGAGAAAAGGGACAACAUUUUGUUUGAAUGAACGGGAUAUCUCUGAGAGAAAAGGGUUAACAUUUUGUUUGAAUGAACGGGAUAUCUCUGAGAGAAAAGGGACAACAUUUUGUUUGAAUGAACGGGAUAUCUCUGAGAGAAAAGGGACAACAUUUUGUUUGAAUGAACGGGAUAUCUCUGAGAGAAAAGGGACAACAUUUUGUUUGAAUGAACGGGAUAUCUCUGAGAGAAAAGGGACAACAUUUUGUUUGAAUGAACGGGAUAUCUCAGAGAAAAGGGACAACAUUUUUAGUGAGUUUGUGCCAUAGAUUUCUGGUUAGUACAGAUCAAUAGGAGAAGUCCUUAAUAUCUCUGUUUUUAAUGUUGAGAUAAUAAAGUUGUUACAUGUGCUUCAUUUUUUUUUUAGCAACCUUCAUGUUAUUUAGAAGUUUAAAACAUCUCUGAAGAUGCUUGACUCUGUAUGGCUCUGCAUUGAGGUGAUAUUAUCAUUGCUCCCCCUUCUGGCAGUUUACGUUCGCAAGGGAUGAGGGUCUGUUAUAGAGGCAAAACAAUGCAGUUUUUAUAUAGUUUUGUCUCUGUAGCUGUCUAGAAAAUAUUAGUAGUUAUUGUAUAACACCCCUAGUACUUACUGUAGGUAAAUGUACUAAUCUUAAUGACAAUUCACACUUUGUUUAAUCUCUUGCUAACAAAAUAUCUUGUAACAUACUGUGAGUAUAGGUUAUCCAAUUGGGUGGAAGCUUGAUCCAACAGCUCAGGUUGGUUUUGUGAACUGACGGCUGGCUGGUUGUCUGUUUUUUGUUUCUUUGUGUUUUAUGAUAUGUUGGUUUGGCAAUAAAAGAUGGUCUGUCCUUUUUUAAA